Messenger RNA from Chaetomium fimeti, 1338 nucleotides. RefSeq lists its product as uncharacterized. NCBI's taxonomy places the organism in Eukaryota, Fungi, Ascomycota, Sordariomycetes, Sordariales, Chaetomiaceae. Gene Ontology annotation, molecular function: oxidoreductase activity, acting on NAD(P)H. The coding region runs from base 205 to 1338 and encodes 377 amino acids. The transcript has a single exon. The record is from RefSeq and is a predicted model, not a curated record.
CAACGGUUCCAGACUCAAUCGUGAAACCCAAAUCCGAGAUACUCCAGAGACGUUGGUGGCUUGAAGUACCGGUCACCGGUAAGAACUAGAAUAAGAAUACAAAGAUUGUGGGAACAGGAAGAGACUACCUAGAGAAAGUGUUGAGGAGAGAAGCAGAGGAAUAGCCACAUACAGAACCAUACAGAGCCCGAGAGCAGACCCAAGAUGGCCGUCACCACAACGCAAUCAGCCCUCGUUGGCGGCAACAACGACGACAUUAUCCUAUCCACCGCAGCACCGAUCCCACCGCGGCUCGAUGAUGACCAGGUCGCGGUGGCCGUCAAGGCCAUAGCGCUCAACCCGGUAGAUACCAAGAUGCUCGGUGAUUUCCACACCCCAGGAGCCGUCCUCGGGUGCGAGUUCUCAGGCGUCGUAACGUCCGCUGGACCCGUCGCCACGUCUGAAUGGGGCCUCAAGGAGGGCGACCGCGUGAGCGCCGCCAUCAUGGGUAUGAACCCCUUGCGGCCCCAAGUCGGCGCCUUCUCUGAGCACACCGUCGCGCCCGCCCACGUCGUGUUGAAGGUUCGCGACGACUGGAGCUUCGCCCAGGGCGCCGGCAUGGGCAACGCCUGGUACACCUCCGGAUGGGCCCUCUUCCACACCAUGGGCCUGCCCGCAGGGGCCCAGCUCGAGCCACUCAACACCCUCGUGCCGCCACCGGAAGUCCCGGGGGUCAAGGCGACGGCCCUGCGCAGCGGCACCAAGCCAGCCACGGUACUGGUCAGCGGCGGGUCCAGCUCAACAGGCACUACAGCCGUGCAGCUGCUCAAGCUGGCGGGCUACCACGUCAUCGCCACCUGCUCGGCGCGCAACUUCGACCUGGCGCGGGAGUACGGGGCAGACGAGGUGUUCGACCACAGCUCGCCGACGUGCGCGGCCGACAUCCGCGAGCGCACGCGCAACGGGCUGCGGUUCGCGCUGGACUGCAUCACCACGCCCGAGACGACGCGCUUAUGCUACGCGGCGCUGGGCCGCUCCGGCGGCCGCUACGUCUCGCUCGACCCCUUCAGCGAGGCCGUCGCCGCGUCCCGCGCCAUCGUCAAGCCCGACUGGGUGCUCGGCCCGGAGCUGGUCGGCGAGGACAUCGCCUGGCCCGAGCCCCACGGCAGGAAGGGCAACCCCGAGGCCAGGGUCUUCUGCGAGGCCUGGACCCGCACCCUGCAGCGUCUCCUGAACGAGGAUCUGCUCCGCACCCACCCGCAGCUCGUGCGGGAGACGGGUCUGGCCGGUGCCCUGGGUGGGCUGGAUGACAUUCGGGCUAAGAAGGUCUCUGGGCAGAAGCUCGUUUACUUGCUGUGA